AUGAUCUUUGCAGCGGUGUUUUAUCCCCAGUUUGUUGCCCAGUUUGAGCCCCAUAUAGUCCAGUCCCUGCUCUAUUUUGUAGGCUGUACCUGCAUCCGCAUUAAAGCCUAUCACACGGCUACCCAUGAGAUGAUUGAGCGCGCCAUUGUUCGACCACCCAGUGACAAAAUCCAGUUAACCCCUCCAAUUGCAGUCGAGGAUCCUACUAACCUCCUAUACCGUCUCCUGCAGUUUGCACGGACGACGUCCACAUUUCCACCGAAAACCACCGUCUCUACGUCUGAUCUCGAUAAAGACUUGGCCACUGCUCUCGUUUUUUACGAUGUGAUCGAGUCCACCGGCGUUGGAACCGUCUAUUAUGGUCCCUUCCGGGGUACCUCUCGAAGGGCGAAAACGCUCUGA
Dibothriocephalus latus is the source of this 402-nucleotide messenger RNA. The record is from the annotation of a GenBank genome assembly. Lineage: Eukaryota; Metazoa; Platyhelminthes; Cestoda; Diphyllobothriidea; Diphyllobothriidae.